Messenger RNA from Alternaria arborescens, 276 nucleotides. RefSeq lists its product as hypothetical. NCBI's taxonomy places the organism in Eukaryota, Fungi, Ascomycota, Dothideomycetes, Pleosporales, Pleosporaceae. The record is from RefSeq and is a predicted model, not a curated record. The coding region runs from base 1 to 276 and encodes 91 amino acids. The transcript is spliced from 2 exons.
AUGCGCUCAUCAAUCGUCGCCCUCUUUACCUUCGCAGUCGCAGCGGUAGCCAUCCCGGACUCAUCUAGGGAAAAGCGAGGAGAUAUAUCCCCUAGGCAUCAUCCGAGAGACUUGUUGGACAUAAUCGAGAAGCGACAGGCGUGCUACCAAUACGGUUGUAUUAAGGAUUCUGAUUGCGUUGACAACGGCUGUGCCUACUGCGGUCAUCCUGUACACCCGGGGCCUGCUCUCGGUCUUUGCGUUCGGUAUGCACCUGCAGCAGGGGAGUCUGUGUAA